Messenger RNA from Anneissia japonica, 2700 nucleotides. RefSeq lists its product as uncharacterized. The record is from RefSeq and is a predicted model, not a curated record. NCBI's taxonomy places the organism in Eukaryota, Metazoa, Echinodermata, Crinoidea, Comatulida, Comatulidae. The coding region runs from base 1 to 2700 and encodes 899 amino acids. Gene Ontology annotation, molecular function: DNA binding; DNA-directed DNA polymerase activity; nucleotide binding. The transcript is spliced from 6 exons. Gene Ontology annotation, biological process: DNA replication.
AUGAUGAACAGAAAUUUUGCCGAUGAACAAGACCUUUCUAACUGGGAUCUCGAUGUUAACGGGGGUUUUCUAUUAGCGAUGGCGAAUGAUGUGGAUGAACUGUUUAAUUUUACAACCGAUUUGAUUAGAAUAACCGAAGAAGCUGUAGAAGAACAGUUAGAUAAUGAAUUUUAUGAAGAUGAACUGUUUGACUUUUUAAACGAUUUUGAUGAAGAAGAGGAAGACAAUGAUUCUGAUGAUGACAUACGCAUUGCGUGUGAACAGGCUGUAUUUGAAAUUCAGAGACAUGGACGUUUAGGUUUAGGAAAACAUAGUAAAUUAAUAAAUAAAGAAGAUAAUUACAACGCGAGACGACAGCACAGCCAAGGUAAAUUUAAGAAAAUGAUGUUUGAAGAUAAUGAUGAGGAGGAAGACGUAAAAAGCGAAGAUGAUAAUAACGACAAUAGACGGCAACAUGAUCUAGGUCAACAUAAGAAGAUGGUGUAUGAAAGUGAACAGGAAAACGAUGAAAACUACCCCGACGAUGAAGACAUUAUACCUGAUCGCGGUGCUAAGAGAAUGCGAGAUACUGAAUCAGAGGAUGGCGACGAGGACGAUGAAAAGGAUUUCAACGAAAUGGAUGAAACGGGGGUUCACCAUCCUAACUUAUGCGUCCUUCAAAAAAGCUGUCUAAACUGUAUUAACGAUGAUAAAGAUUCUGAUCAAUGCGAAAUUUGCGAGGAUAAAACCAAAAUUUUCUACGGCGAGGAUUCAUGCUAUCAAUUUUGCGAAUACUUAUUUAAACAGUAUCCGUAUAACCAAAAUGUUACAUGUAUUGCUCAUAAUUUCCAAGGGUAUGAUAGUUACUUUAUCAUGCAAUACUUACACUCUUACGGUGUUAUUCCGGAAGUUGUUUCUAGGGGCGGAAAAUUAAUUUCGAUCAAAGUUAAGGAUACAUCGAUUCGAUUUAUUGAUUCGCUUUCUUUCCUUCCUAUGCCCCUAUCAAAAUUACCUAAAACGUUCGGUAUCAAAGAAUUAAAGAAGGGAUACUUUCCCCAUAGGUUCAAUACGAUCGAAAAUAAAGAUUAUGUGGGCUAUUACCCCGAUGUAUCUAUGUACGAUCCCGAUAAGAUGUCAGAAUCGGCCAGGGGUGAUUUCCUUGCUUGGUACAAUCAGAAACAAAACGAAGUAUUUAACCUCAGACAAGAACUCAUUGAUUACUGCAUAAGUGACGUAGACAUUUUAAGGCGAUGUUGUUUAUCGUUUAGACAUAUUUUUAAGCAAGUUACCACGCUUAACGAUGGUAAGGAUAAAGAAGGAGUAGAUCCAUUCUCUAACGGUUUAAUUACCAUAGCUUCAGCCUGCAAUUAUGUGUUUGCUAGGAAUUUUUUACAACCAAACACUAUAGCUAUAUUCCCACCUUCGGGUUAUCAGACUAUAGAUAAUCAUUCAUUUGCUAGUAUGGAAUGGUUAAGUUACGAGUCAAAACAAAGGGGAAUACAUAUUAAUCACGCACGUAACGGGGGCGAGCAACGACUUGGACCGUGUAGAGUCGAUGGGGCAUCUUUAGAACCCAAAAUUAUAUUUGAAUUUAUGGGAUGUCUAUUCCACGGGUGCCCUAAAUGCUAUCGACCCGAUUCUAAGAAUCCCUUCACUGAUGUAAAUAUGUCCGAUACCUAUCUAAAAACGCUACAAAAAUCUGAGUUCCUAAAGGAAAAUUUCCCCGAGUUUGAAUACGUAGAAAUAUGGGAACAUGAAUGGAAGGAAAUUAAGAGAUCGUUAACUCCCAUUGAGAAACAAGAGGUACUUGAUGUUCCUUUCAUUCACCCUACCAUUAAUCCACGAGACGCUUUCUUUGGGGGAAGAACAAACGCCGCGCGAUUAUUUUACGAAGUUAAUAGUAACGAAGAAAUUCAUUACGUUGAUUUCACUAGCCUAUAUCCGUAUAGUAAUAAAUACGGAACAUAUCCUGUUGGCCACCCCGAGAUUUUGGCAUCCAAAAAUAUGUCAACGGAUAUAAAUGAUUAUUUCGGCCUAGUUAAAUGCAUAGUAGACCCGCCUAAAAAUUUGCUUCAUCCCGUUCUUCCGUAUCGGAACAGCGGGAAACUUAUGUUUCCCUUAUGCCGAACUUGCGUUGAAAUGCAAUGCCAAAAUACAUGUACGCAUUCUGUUGACGAAAGGGCUUUAACUGGUACAUGGGUUACCACUGAAGUUCAGAAAGCAGUAGACAUGGGGUAUAAAAUUACCAAGGUACAUGUUGCUUGGCACUUCCCCCAAAGAAGCGUCUAUGAUUGUACUAACCCCUCAGCCGGUUUAUUCACCGAAUACAUUAACACGUUUUUAAAGUUAAAACAAGAGGCUUCAUGGUGGCCUGAAUGGUGCGUUACCGAUGGAUUACGAUCCCUCGCCAAACUUAUGUUGAAUUCUUUUUGGGGAAAGUUUGGCCAAAGAGAAAAUAAAACUAAAACCAUAUUCUGCAGUGACCCUAACGAAGUGUAUGAUUUACUUUCCAAUCCCGAAGUUAUUGUGAGCGAUAUAAACUUAAUAAAUGAUAAUUUAGCUGAAGUGAAAUACGAGAGUGAAGAACAAAGCGUUACUGUAAGUAGGAAAGUGAACGUUGUUAUCGCCGCUUUCACAACCGCUACCGCUAGACUUAAGUUAUACGAUUUGCUAGAAAAGUUACAGGAUCGUGUACUUUACUAUGACACCGAUUCAUACUAA